GCCCGCGAGGGCGAGCGCACCUGGCCUCCGCGACCGCUGGAGCUGCUCGGCGCGCCCCGAAGCUGUCUGCGGGCGCCUGCAGCCUUGCCCCCUCGUCUGCCCCGGAGGAUUGCGGCUCCCGGCCCGCGUCCUGUCCCUCCGCGGCCCGGAGUGCGCGGAGCUGGGAGUGGCUCAGCCAUGGCCGUGAGGAGGGACUCCGUGUGGAAGUACUGCUGGGGAGUUUUGAUGGUUUUGUGCAGAACUGCGAUUUCCAGAUCGAUAGUUUUAGAGCCUAUCUAUUGGAAUUCCUCGAACUCCAAAUUUCUACCUGGACAAGGCCUGGUACUAUACCCACAGAUAGGAGACAAAUUGGAUAUUAUUUGCCCCAAAGUGGACUCUAAAACUGUUGGCCAGUAUGAAUAUUAUAAAGUUUAUAUGGUUGAUAAAGACCAAGCAGACAGAUGCACUAUUAAGAAGGAAAAUACCCCUCUUCUCAACUGUGCCAGACCAGACCAAGAUGUAAAAUUCACUAUCAAGUUUCAAGAAUUCAGCCCUAACCUCUGGGGUCUAGAAUUUCAGAAGAACAAAGAUUAUUACAUUAUAUCUACAUCAAAUGGGUCUUUGGAGGGCCUGGAUAACCAGGAGGGAGGGGUGUGCCAGACAAGAGCCAUGAAGAUCCUCAUGAAAGUUGGACAAGAUGCGAGUUCUGCUGGAUCAACCAGGAAUAAUGAUCCAACAAGACGUCCAGAACUAGAAGCUGGUACAAAUGGAAGAAGUUCAACAACAAGUCCUUUUGUAAAACCAAAUCCAGGUUCCAGCACGGACGGCAACAGCGCCGGACAUUCGGGGAACAACAUCCUGGGUUCCGAAGUGGCCUUAUUCGCAGGGAUUGCUUCAGGUUGCAUCAUCUUCAUCGUCAUCAUCAUCACGCUGGUGGUGCUCUUGCUGAAGUACCGCAGGAGACACCGGAAGCACUCGCCGCAGCACACGACCACGCUGUCGCUGAGCACGCUGGCCACGCCCAAGCGCAGCGGCAACAACAACGGCUCCGAGCCCAGUGACAUUAUCAUCCCCUUAAGGACUGCGGACAGUGUCUUCUGCCCGCACUAUGAGAAGGUCAGCGGGGAUUAUGGGCACCCGGUGUACAUAGUCCAGGAGAUGCCUCCUCAGAGCCCGGCGAACAUUUACUACAAGGUCUGAGGGCCACCCUGGCGCCACCCUGCUUUCUCUCCCGGAGGGGACUUGCUGUCGCAGCGCCGUCGGGCCUGGCGAGCCCGCGAGGGGGCGGACUGACGGAGCGGCCGGGCGCGGAGGGCGCGCUCCUCCCUUCCCGGAAGAGCCGGGCGAGCUGGACGGCUUCCCUAGUGUGUAGCGCGCCGGCCUCGGUGGACACAGACACUCCCCGCGAGCUGGAAGGCUGCGGAGGCCCCCCUCGCACGGCCGGGCCGCCCCCGGCUGUCCUCGAAGCCAUGUGCUGCAGUCGCUCCGGCCUCUGCGGAGGCCGGGAAGGCGGCGAGCGGUGUGCCCCCGCCGUGCGGGCGCCCGGCCGGCCUCGCCUGGGGACGCCGGCCUCCGUCUGGGGCGGGCCUCCCCGCCGCGCGUACUGGACUUGUCACACGGACCUCGGGCUAAUUAAAGUUUUCAAAGAUCUCUAGCGUUUAGUCCUCACUGUCUCACUCCUCCUGUCGUCCAGGGCCUGCAGCACCUCCCCUAAGAUUUCCUCCACUCCACAUUCUGCAUCACUGGCGGGACACCCAAGCCUAGAGUCCCCUACCCCAGCCGUGAGCGACAGCAGCUUCAGUCGAGUGGGUAAUCCAUGUCUAGAAACUGUGUUUGCUAACCAGGCGCCCUUGAGCCAGAUGCGAGGCUGUCAGCCGAGGGAGACGAGGAGUUCCUGGAACCCCGGCCGGGGCUGGGGAAAGGGCUGGCUGCAAUCGCAGUUCACUGCUGCUGCCUCUGAAACAGAAAGUUGGAAAGGAAAAAAAGAAAAAAAAAAAAACCAAUUUUAGGUAGCACAGCACUUUUGGUUUUGCUAAGAUUUAAGAGGCAAGUAGGAGACACAACAACAUACACAGUGGAUCACAGUGCGUUGGGAAGAAUUCACUGUUAUCAAAUAGCAAUGUGCAGGGAAAAAGAAGAAGUCCCUCUUCAUUCCGUGGAACAAAGGGGGGUAUUGUUGGUAAAGGAACUGGCUUGGAGGGAAGGGAGAAAGUAGGCCGCUGAUGAUAUAUUCGGGGAGGACUGUUGUGGUACUGGCAAUAAGAUAUACGGCUCCGAAGCUGUAGGAGAGUCGGUCUGCUUUGGCUGAUUUUUUAAGCAGACUCAGCUGCUAUACUUAUCACAUUUUAUUAAACACAGGGAAAGCAUUUAGGAGAAUAGCAGAGAGCCAAACCUGACCUAGACGUUUAAAAGCCAAAGGUCAAACAGGCUGUAAUUCCAUCAUCAUUGACAUUAUUAAGGAAUUCUCAUCUAUAAAAUGUAGGUCAGAUCCCCCUUCCCUAAGUCCCCCUCCCUGGUUGAGCCUUAGGACACUUUGGUUUGUGGCGGUGCGUGCUGUCCGGGCGAGGGCUGCAGGGCAGGUACUGAAGGAGGCAGCUGCACCGCCCGGUGCUCUGUGUCAAAGUGAAGCACACACGGAAAACUCCUGGAGUCAGUCCUUAAGACGGAAAUAAAUUAUGAUGUCGAGGGGGGAGAAGGAAGAUAGGACGUAUUUAUAAUAGCUAUAUAGAACACAAGGGAUAUAAGAGGAAAGAUUUUUACUAAUAUAUAUUUUAAGAUUGCACACAGUACACACCAGAAGAUGUGAAAUUCAUUUGUGGCAAUUAAGUGGUCCCAAGGCUCAGUGCUUAAGAAACAAAAAAAAAAAACCAAUUGGACAGCUCCUUCUGGGAAAAACAACAUCACUCCAAAAAUAACAAUAAUGAGAGCAAAUACAAAAAUAACAAAGCCCUCUGAAGGCAUCUCACACAACUGUAGACUAGGAAAUACAAGCCCCAAAAUACCAGGAAAUCGAUGUUACUGCAUCAUCACAUAUUUAACAAUGACAAGAUGUUCCGGCAUUUCUUUUCCGUGUUGGGUUUUCCCUUGCCUUAUGGGCUGAAGUGUUCUCUAGCAUCCAGCAGGUCUCACUGAGGGGGUUCCAGUUGAAAGUUUGGCUUCGGCUCCCUCCUCCCCUCCUCCCCACCCCCUACCCCCUCCCUUCUGGGAAACAAGGAGAGAAAACAGGAAACCUACUUUUUAUGUGCUAUGCAAAAUAGACAUCUUUAACAUAGUCCCGUUACUAUGGUAACACUUUGCUUUCUGAAUUGGAAGAAAAAAAAAUGUAGCGACAGCAUUUUAAGGUUCUCAGACCUCCAGUGAGUACCUGCAGAAAUGAGUUGUCACAGAAAUUAUUAUUCCCUAUUUCCUGAACCUGAAAAAUAAUGUUGGUCCAAAGUGCGUGUGUGUAUGUAUGAGUGGGUGUGUGGCAUACAUGUGUACAUAUAUGUAUAAUAUAUAUCUACAAUAUAUAUUAUAUAUAUCUAUAUCAUAUUUCUGUGGGGGGUUGCCAUGGCGACCAGCCGCAGUACAUAUGUAAUUCUUUCCAUCACCCCAACCUCUCCUUUAUGUGCAUUCAGACAAGAUUUUCUUGUAAGCCAUCAAAAGUUACUUUUAGGAUGGGGGAGAGGGGCAAGAAGGGGAACAAUGGGAAAUAGUCUGAUUUUAAUGAAAUCAAAUGUAUGUAUCAUCAGUUGGCUACAUUUUGGUUCUAUGCGAAACUGUGAAAAACCAGAUGGAUUGAUAAAGAGUUACCUGCAACCAAUUGAAGUGUUCUGUGCGUCUGUUUUGUGUCUGGUGCAGAAUAUGACAAUCUACCAACUAUCCUUUUAUUUGAAGUUGGUUCAGCUUUGGAAAGUUACUGUAAAUGCCUUGCUUGUAUUAUCAACCCUAGUCACCCGACUUUGGAAUUUGCACCAUCAUGUUUAAGUGAAGAUGCUGUAAAUAGGUUCAGAUUUUACUGUAUAUGGAUUUGGGGUGUUACAGUAGCCUUAUUCACCUUUUUAAUAAAAAUACACAUGAAAACAAGACAGAAAUGGCUUUUCUUACCCAGAUUGUGUACAUAGAGCAAUGUUGGUUUUUUAUAAAGUCUAAGCAAGAUGUUUUGUAUAAAAUCUGAAUUUUGCAAUGUAUUUAGCUACAGCUUGUUUAACGGCAGUGUCAUUCCCCUUUGCACUGUAAUGAGGAAAAAAUGGUAUAAAAGGUUGCCAAAUUGCUGCAUAUUUGUGCCGUAAUUAUGUACCAUGCAUAUUUAUUUAAAAUUUCGUUGUCCAAUUUGUAAGUAACACAGUAUUAUGCUUGAGUUAUAAAUAUUUUUUUCUUUCUUUGUUUUAUUUUAAUAGCCUGUCAUAGGUUUUAAAUCUGCUUUAGUUCCACAUUGCAGUUAGCCCCAGAAAAUGAAAUCCGUGAAGUCACAUUCCACGUCUGUUUCAAACUGAAUUUGUUCUUAAAAAAAUAAAAUAUUUUUUUCCUAUGGAAAAA
Messenger RNA from Microcebus murinus (gray mouse lemur), 4497 nucleotides. RefSeq names its product ephrin B2 (gene EFNB2). The record is from RefSeq and is a predicted model, not a curated record. NCBI's taxonomy places the organism in Eukaryota, Metazoa, Chordata, Mammalia, Primates, Cheirogaleidae. Gene Ontology annotation, biological process: blood vessel morphogenesis; axon guidance; ephrin receptor signaling pathway. Gene Ontology annotation, cellular component: plasma membrane. Gene Ontology annotation, molecular function: ephrin receptor binding.